Molecule: messenger RNA, 3846 nt
Organism: Trypanosoma brucei brucei TREU927
Lineage: Eukaryota; Euglenozoa; Kinetoplastea; Trypanosomatida; Trypanosomatidae
Exons: 1
Coding region: 1-3846 (1281 amino acids)
Molecular function (GO): protein binding
Source: RefSeq, a predicted model, not a curated record
AUGAAACUCUUCACACCAGAGGAGACCAAACGGGAUGAGUCGCGACAGCGAGACCACGCGUCACCCGCGGAGGGUUCCGGGUCUAAUGUAACUGUCGUUUCUGGUGUUUGCUCCGCUGAAAGAAGUGUCAUACGCGAUGCGGAACAGGCCUUUAAGGAUGUGGUGACAACCUCACUUGAGGAAAUAUUACGAUUGCGACCACGUGAACCUAUGCGGCUCCUGGUAGACAAUUUGCUGAAAAGUAGUUCAACCCAUGAAAUAGAACGUCACGAGAUUUCUGUGGGAGACGGUACGAACUGUGUUCUCUCAAAGGCAUGCACACGGAAGAAUGGAGCGGACUCGCUAUGUGUCGGUGGCCUUCCACUCCUGCGACUUAUAGCACCGAACAGUUUUGAGGUAGACGCGGCGGUUCGUUGCCUUAGCGAAACAAUCGACCCCGAUGCGAAAUUGAUUGUUUUCAUCGAACAGCCGAAUCCAUCUGUCGAUUUGUUUUUUGUGGGAGGUAUACCAUACUUCGCUAAUUUGACGGAGCAAUUAAUGGCACGGCGUCGUGACGGUAAUCCUGACACAGUUCUUGAUAGCGCCGUUGGCACUGAUAAAAUAAUAGCUCAUAUUGGAGAGGCACUGAGGUUAGGCACUAAAACAAUAAAGGAAACUAUCGGUUCACUUGCUGCAUCAAUGCAGCGGUGUUCAUUUAUUGAGCUUCCCAGGCUGCAGCGUAACUUCUUCGAGAUGUUUCAUGUCGUGGACGCUGCUCUACACUCUCGCAAGCACGACCACCUAUUUCCUCACUCGGUUACAUCUGUUCCGGGCGUUCUUCUGGUUUCAUAUAACCCAUCUACGGCUCCCAUGACCUUCACAAGGGUUAUCGCAACUGUUUUGCCGUUGUACGAAGAAGUGCAGCGCCUUAAGGUGGCGGAAACUCUUCUUGCAAAUAAAACCCGCAUACAAAAGUUAGACUUUCACUACGUCACGGAAUAUUGGAGGGGAGUGCUUCAGAGACGUGAUUCACGGGACAAAACGCGGGGAGAAUCGGUCACAGUAAGCCAGCGUGCUCCAAAGAAAGCAUCCGGGCGUAACCCCAAGGGGAAUCCACCAAAACCGAAAACAUUGCCAGUGGAGCAACUUCUAAGGGUGCAGAGGCGUGAGAGCGAGGACGCGGCGUUUCUUCGUGUUGUUCAACACCUUCAGUCGAAUGCUGUGGUGCGUAUUCAGGCGCUGUAUCGCGGGCACCGAUGGAGGAAACGGCUUGGAUCGGCAUUGAGUGACAAGUUACGGACCCGUGCCCAAACAUCUAGUGAGGCACAGUGGGUGGAGGAUCUUCCCCUGUCAACACCACCUCUCUUGCGACAGUGCGUUGAAAAGGUCAGUGCGGCACACGGUGAGUUGUUUGGCAAUUAUGUGAUAUCAUGCCCGCCCAUGCCACGCAUCGUAAAAAUUUUGAAACCUACAUCACGUGCGAUCAAGGUACGUAAAGAAGACGGCACUGAAGAUGUUGACAGCGAAGAGGAAACGUGGGAGGAGGAGCAUAUUGUUGUGCCAGUGAAUCGUCAAACGAAACCGCCACCUCACUUUAACUUGCUACGUCGCCUUAUGGAGUGCGAAUAUGCUGGUAGGUGCAACACCGUGAAGUACGCUGCUAAUAUCCAACAAGAUUGCGCCGGUCUUUCAACGCUUCAACGACGUGCAUAUGAUUGUUACAAGUCGCUGGUGCUAAAUCUCCUACAUAUUGCAUACUUGGAAUUGUAUCGCAGGGGGAGGAUACCUUUAACCGUAAGGAAUUUUGAAGAAUAUGUUAACCGCUGGCACUCGGAAAUAUUUAGCUGGUUCUCAGCGCCGCACAUUUUUUCGCGUAUCGCCCUCCGAAAGGCGAUGAAACCACCAUACCCUGUUCCGGUAAUAUGCACGAAGGAGACUUUGGAGAAGGAGCGCGUACUCAUUGUACGGGCAUACGGUAGGGGUGGGAUCUACCAUGGUCCUAGUUCGGAGAAGGGUGCCGUGAAGGAGUGUAAGGAGAGCCUAACCGAGGAAGAAAGAGAUGAGGAACAGGAAGAAUUCUUGCAAACACUACCACCCCUCCCGCCUUUAGAUUCCGGUGUGGACAACGAACAUUACAUUUCCGGAGUAUACGCAGCACCGGUCCUUCUCUCUCAAAGAUGGUGGGAAGCAACUUUGAAAAGACUAACCUCAAGCAACCGUGAAGCGAAAGUGGCUUGGUGGACCCUUUAUGAUAAUCCGGCAGUGUAUAUCAACGGUCAACCAGUCUCUUUGGUCCCUCGUCAUGAGUUGCAGGAAGUUGAAGGUCGUCCAUCCUUUGACGAACUAGUGCCGUGCAUAGAAGUAGCACGAAAAGCUCCAUGUAACUCAACAUCAUCAAAGGAAUGUUCGAACUGUGAUCCAAUAUCCCCGGCGCGCUGCCGUCGAUUUACCCUAAGUUGUGCGGGUGGCGAAACAGUGUCCCCGGAACCAACUAGCGAUCAUCGGGUUGAAGAAGGUAAGACGACACCUGGUGCGAGUGGUGCAGUAGAUGCAGCUACCGAUACCGAUGGUGAAAGCUCUGUCUCUACCUUUGGUGUUUCGCUAGAGAGCGAGGACUCUCACCUCGUACACGAGUUGCAGCAAAAUUUUCUUGACGAUCAGACGGAGACAUACCCUCAGUAUUGUACGGUAGGUCCUCUCUGUCAGUACAGUAUUCCUGCCCCUGUACAUGGUCUACAACCACUUAUUAUCGCACCGCCAAUGCCCAGUGUGCAUUGCAGCGAACACGGCUACCAGUGUAGAGAAGAUCGCAACACCUCUUCCACAGGUAUCGACUCCGCGUGCUACUUUCCGAGUGACCAUGCCGUCUCCCAUGGAAGUGAGACGGCGUUUAAUCAUCAGAACUCCGUAACACUGGAAUGGGACGACUUUUCGGUCGCAUCGCAAAGAAAACCUUCGGUUGGGCAACCGUCUCGAACAACCGCCAAAAAGAGUUCCGCUUUUGGGGAAGGCGCCAAUGUACACAACGUCGCGACCGUUAGUGCCAUGGCGACACAUGUGGGUCAGCGAAUUAUGCACGAAGGACGGUUUUUACACGAAAGACCUUGGCUCACGCCAGUUUGUAUUCGGUCGCGAGGUCCAUCCUUCUCUGAUUUUAUGAUCAAGUGUCUUCACCAGAUGCGUGACGGUUACAAGAUCGUUGUUGCAGUGGAUGAACCGUAUCAGAUCAUGUUGUUCAACGCCGUAUGUCUGUUGAAGAUGGCGGCGAAGGAAGAGGAAGAUUUAGAGAGAACCCUGGCCCCAGAUACGCCACUUCAAGAAGAAUCAGUGGUCCCUACAUUAGCGCCACAUGAGCUCCUUUCAAGCGAAACGGCGGAGUGCCUUUCCCUCUUACAACCCUUCUAUGAUGAACUGAGUAAGAGCGUUGACAACACUGUUGUUUCUGUUGAAGGGUGCGCCAUUAUGGUGCAGAAAGUAAUGAAGCGGAUGUCUCCAGGAGGACUCUUGUUUCUUGAUCAAAUUCCCAUGCUUAUGGAGCAAGCAGAAAGGGAAAAAAACCAGCGUUUGCUCGGUGAAUCCAUACUUGCAGUUGUGCAGCGGAUAGAGUUGUUUUGCUGGUUGGUAAUCUUCGAAGCGUUUCUCGCAUCAGCGAUUAGAAGUCAAUCAAACGGCAUGAAAAUUGAUGAGAUUUUGCCAAAGUUUCACACGUAUGUUAACGCUUCCAAUGUUGUGCAUUGGAUUGACUACAUCGACCCUUGGAAGGAUGUGCCUCACCGAUCGCCAGAUCCGUUUCAUUUGCGGUACAGCAAUGGGCUGCGGCGAUGGGACAAUCCAAGUUUCAUUUUUAGAGGCGCGACUGUGUUGUAG